Daldinia caldariorum is the source of this 2190-nucleotide messenger RNA. Its product is annotated as tRNA synthetases class I (M)-domain-containing protein. The coding region runs from base 118 to 1893 and encodes 591 amino acids. The transcript has 3 exons. Gene Ontology annotation, molecular function: ATP binding; methionine-tRNA ligase activity. Gene Ontology annotation, biological process: methionyl-tRNA aminoacylation. Lineage: Eukaryota; Fungi; Ascomycota; Sordariomycetes; Xylariales; Hypoxylaceae. The record is from RefSeq and is a predicted model, not a curated record.
UUUUUUUUUUGUAAUAAAAAGAAAAAAGAAAAAAACAUCCCACUUUCAAGAUGGAAGGAUGGAUUAGCAUUAGCUCUAAGCACGUCGCAAUUGCAAAAGACGAUAAGCUUUUAGGUCAUGAAGAGCCAUUUGGGGGCCUUGAGCCGGCAAUUGUCGACAGUUAGAGCUGGGCAAAGGGCACGCGCGGGUUGGAUAUGCCAGUCAUGCCAGUCACUUCAGUUACCUCAGUCACUUAGAAGCAUCAAGGCUUCGCGCAAGCUGUUCACCAGCAGCGCAGCUCUCCGAGAGCUCAAGGACAAGCCGUAUUACGUGACGAGUCCCAUUUUCUACGUCAAUGCAUCUCCUCAUGUCGGCCAUCUAUAUAGCAUGGUUAUAGCAGAUGUGCUCAAGCGAUGGCAGGUCCUCAAAGGCAAAGAAGCAAUACUGAGCACGGGAACCGACGAGCAUGGGAUGAAAGUCCAACGCGCGGCAGAGCUGCAAGAUAUCCAACCAAAAGCUCUAUGCGAUACCAACUCCGAAACGUUUAAAGACCUGGCCAACAAAGCUAAUAUUUCGUACGAUCACUUCAUUCGAACGACGGACCCGGAUCAUAGAGAGGCAGUUGAGUACUUCUGGUCGAGGCUGAGAGAAAGCGGGUAUAUAUACGAGACGAAACACGAGGGUUGGUACUGCGUUAGCGAUGAGACGUACUAUCCCGAGUCUAUGAUCGAGAAGCGCGUGUCGCCUAUAACAGGGAAACCGUUUACCGCCUGCGCCGAGACGGGUAGUGCCGUGGAAUGGACCGAAGAGAAGAAUUACCACUUUCGACUAACGGCCUUUCGAGAAAAACUACUCCAGUUCUACUCCGAUAACCCGAGCUGGGUCACCCCUCAAAAUCGCUUCUCCGAGGUGAUCAGCUGGGUCCAGAAUAACCUGGAGGAUUUGUCUAUAUCCCGUCCCGUGAGCCGCCUUGACUGGGGUAUUCCUGUACCCGACGACCCGAGCCAGACGAUUUACGUGUGGGUUGACGCUCUGAUUAACUACAUCACGGUGGCGGGAUAUCCCGUGUGGCCUCCUGGUUCCGAACACGCUAAGGGCUGGCCGGUAGACAUUCAUGUGGUUGGGAAGGACAUCGUGCGCUUCCAUGCCAUUUAUUGGCCUGCGCUGCUCAUGGCCCUGGACCUACCCUUACCGAAGCGCAUCCUCAGCCACGGCCACUGGAUGAUGAGCCGGCAAAAGAUGUCCAAGUCGGUCGGCAACGUCGUGAACCCAUUCUUCGCUCUCGACCGAUUUGGCGUGGAUACCAUGCGCUAUUUCCUGAUAUACAACGGCGCCAUGUCCUCCGAUGCCGAUUACAGCAACGAGUUUAUCGUCGACAAGUACAAGAAGGGAUUGCAGGGCGGUCUGGGUAAUCUGCUCAACCGGAUUACGAGAUCGAAGAACUGGAAUAUCAGAGACGCGGUAGUGUCUAUGCACGGCAAGCAGUCUGAGUUGGUCUCUACUUCGGUCAAAAUGCAGAAGGAAUAUCUAGAGUCUAUCGUAAAGGAGGUCUCAAACCGUAUGGACGAACUCAAUCCCAAGAGGGCGCUGCAGGCUAUUAUGGAAUUCGUAUUCGAGAUAAAUAGGUUCCUGCAAGACGCAGCGCCGUGGGAUAGGAGCAAGGCAGGUGACACGGCGGCCGUGGAGCAGAUCAUCUUCUUUGCGGCCGAGUCGGUGCGCGUCGCGGGUAUCCUGCUUCAGCCGUUCAUCCCCGAGAAGUCGGGCCAGCUGCUCGAUAGGCUCGGCGUGAGCCUCGAUCGGAGGACGCUGGAACACGCGCGACUGUAUGCGGACGAUGGGUAUGGAACGCCGACCGUUCCGCUGGGCGAGGGCGCGCAGAGCAGUUUGUUCCCGCCGCUGCCUGUUGAGGAUUAAGGAAGAAGCCUAGCUUUGAAAGUGGUAGAGAGAAGGCGGUUGUGUAUAGUAGAUAUCAACUGUGUAGAUUUGGAUAAAGGGUUACACGUGUAUGCAAAGGCUGAGAUAGAUACCCUACGGCAAAUUCCCCUUUUAUAUGCAUUCGUCUGACAGUAUAGCUCAGCUUGGUUGCUAUACGAUUAAGGUCGUGGUAAUGAGUAUCUAAGGGUUUCAUUGAUAUCUUGAAUGAUUCAUAAGAAUUAAACUUAGGAGACCUUUCUAAUAAUCGUUAUAAUGGUAUAUUCUUUCUCCCUCUUG